This is a messenger RNA of Calypte anna (Anna's hummingbird), 3944 nucleotides long. RefSeq names its product cysteinyl-tRNA synthetase 1 (gene CARS1). Gene Ontology annotation, molecular function: cysteine-tRNA ligase activity; ATP binding. Gene Ontology annotation, biological process: cysteinyl-tRNA aminoacylation. The coding region runs from base 40 to 2535 and encodes 831 amino acids. The record is from RefSeq and is a predicted model, not a curated record. The transcript is spliced from 23 exons. Gene Ontology annotation, cellular component: cytoplasm. Lineage: Eukaryota; Metazoa; Chordata; Aves; Apodiformes; Trochilidae.
GGCAGAGGAGGCAGCAGCGGCAGCACCAGCAACACCGGGAUGGCCGCGGCCGCCGCCGCCGAGCAGGCUUCCAGCUACAGUUUUAUUCUGAGCAUUAGUGAAGAGGAAGCCAGGGUGAAGGCUCUGAACGAGUACCUGAGCACUCGUAGUUAUAUCCAGGGGUUCACAUUUUCACAUGCAGAUGUGGAGGUAUUCAGAAAGUUUUCGGGGCCACCUGUGGACCAGUAUAUCCAUGUUGUCCGGUGGUACAGACACAUAGAAGCAAUCUAUGAUGGCAGCAGUGAAAAAAAUGAGCCUUGUAAACUUCAAACAAGUAAAGGCAAACGUGUGCAGCCCCCCUGGUCUCCCCCCGAAGGGACAAAGCAUUCUGGGCUCUGCCUCUAUAACAGCCUGACCCGUAAUAAGGAAAUAUUUCAACCUCAGAAUGGAAAAAAGGUCUUGUGGUAUUGCUGUGGUCCAACAGUUUAUGAUGCUUCUCACAUGGGACAUGCCAGGUCAUACAUCUCAUUUGAUAUCUUGAGGAGAAUCCUGAGGGAUUAUUUUAAAUAUGAAAUUUUCUAUUGUAUGAAUAUUACAGAUAUUGAUGAUAAGAUCAUCAAGAGAGCAAGACAAAAUUACCUUUUUGAACAGUAUAGAGAGAAAAAAGCAGCUCCAGAUCAGCUACUUGAAGAUGUUAAAACUGCCUCAGAGCUCUUUUUAGUUAAACUAAAUGAGACAACAGACCCAGAUAAAAAGCAAAUGUUGGAAAGAAUUCAGAAUGCUGUGAGGUCUGCUUUUGACCCCCUACAAGAAGCUGUGCAAGCAAAACUUCCUGCAGAAGAGAUCAACAACUGUCAUCAGAAACUGUUGGAAGAAGCCAAAGAUUUGCUGUCUGACUGGCUGGACACAAAAUUUGGCAGUCAAGUGACUGACAAUUCCAUAUUCUCAAAACUUCCCAAAUUUUGGGAAGGGGAAUUUCAUAAAGAUAUGGAAGCGCUCAAUGUUUUACCUCCAGAUGUUUUAACACGGGUUAGUGAAUACGUGCCAGAAAUUGUGGAUUUUGUGAAAAAGAUUGUGGAUAAUGGUUAUGGGUAUGUGUCCAAUGGAUCUGUAUACUUUGAUACUAUGAAGUUUGAUUCCAGUGAAAAACACUCCUAUGCUAAGUUGGUUCCUGAAGCUGUAGGUGAUCAAAAAGCUCUUCAAGAGGGUGAAGGUGACCUGAGCAUCUCAGCUGAUCGCUUAAGUGAGAAGCGUUCUCCAAAUGAUUUUGCUCUGUGGAAAUCCUCCAAGCCAGGAGAGCCCUCGUGGGACUCUCCCUGGGGAAAGGGUCGUCCUGGCUGGCACAUUGAAUGUUCUGCAAUGGCUGGAUCCCUUCUAGGAGAGUCAAUGGAUAUUCACGGGGGAGGGUUUGACCUCCGAUUUCCCCACCAUGACAAUGAACUGGCACAGUCUGAGGCAUAUUUUGAAAACGAUCACUGGGUUCGGUAUUUUCUGCAUACUGGCCACUUAACAAUUGCAGGCUGUAAAAUGUCCAAAUCUUUGAAGAAUUUUAUCACCAUAAAAGAUGCACUGAAGAAACAUACAGCACGACAGUUACGAUUGGCUUUCCUGAUGCACUCUUGGAAGGAUACUCUGGAUUAUUCCAGCAAUACCAUGGAGUCAGCUAUCCAGUAUGAGAAGUUCAUGAAUGAAUUCUUUUUAAAUGUGAAGGAUAUUCUUCGGACUCCCUCUGAUGUGACAGGCCAGUUUCAGAAAUGGGAAAGCCAGGAAACAGAGCUAAACAGAAAUUUUUAUGACAAGAAGGCAGCAAUUCAUGAAGCACUGUGUGACAACAUUGACACUCGCUCUGUCUUGGAGGAAAUGCGUUCCUUAGUCAGUCAGAGUAACUCCUAUAUUGCUGCCAAGAAAUCUUCCAGACAAAUGCCAAACAGACUUCUGUUGGAAAACAUCAGUUCCUAUCUCACUCAGAUGCUAAAGAUUUUUGGAGCCAUAGAAAGUGAUGACACGAUUGGUUUUCCUGUUGGAGGGAGCAGUCAAAAUAUAAAUAUUGAAUCUACAGUGAUGCCAUACCUCCAAGUUCUUUCUGAGUUCAGAGAAGGGGUGCGACAAAUUGCCAGAGAAAAGAAAGUGACUGAAGUGCUGCAGUUGAGUGAUGCUCUGCGAGAUGAUGUCCUCCCUGAGCUUGGUGUUCGAUUUGAAGAUCAUGAAGGCCUUCCAACUGUGGUUAAAUUAGUGGAUAAGGACACGUUAAUGAAAGAAAGAGAAGAAAAGAAAAAGAUUGAAGAAGAGAAAAGAAGGAAGAAAGAAGAAGCAGCCAGGAAAAAACAAGAGCAGGAAGCAGCAAAACUGGCAAAAAUGAAGAUUCCACCACAUGAAAUGUUUAAAUUGGAACAUGACAAAUAUUCCAUGUUUGAUGAAAAUGGAUUCCCCACCCAUGAUACAGAAGGCAAAGAACUCAGCAAAGGACAAAUUAAGAAGCUAAAGAAACUUUAUGAAACACAAGAGAAGCUUCAUAAGGAAUAUCUCCAAAUGGUUCAGAAUGGAAGUGCAAAUUGAGAACAGGAGGACUUGAGAAGGCAAGUGCUGGGACACCAUGGAGGAAGUGAGCACAGACUGAUGCUCAGGUUUCUGUUUACACUUUCUAUUAUGUGCAAAGUAAAAAUCCUGGUUACAUGGAUUCAUAAACCUCAUCUGGAAUGUCAAUAAAAAUCUCUUCUUAAAAGAAGCCAACCGGUAAGAAGUUCCUUUACAGGUUGAGCAGGUUGAGUGCUUGUCCCUGCUUUUGGGCAAGAUACUGCUCAGUCAGCAAACCCAAAUAAGGAUUCUUUUAUAUUAUAGUUGCUCAGGCUUGGGUUAAUUUUUCCUGCACAUUGGUAUCUAUCUAAAACCUACUAUAGCUUGCAUUCUGGGAUAUGUCACACUCAGCAAAAUUUAGUGCUAAAUGGGAGCUGAGUAAUUUGUCCCACAAUAAGAAUGGUAUUUUUCUGAUGACUUUAUCUUUACAUAAGCAGGAAAAACUGUUUUAUUCCACUGUGAUAUUUACUCUAGCUGCUGUUAUUAAAAACUCUCCUAAGUAUACCCAGAGCACUUUGCACAGCAGAAGCAAACAGUCCCUGUGUUACAAAAGGGAGGAAGUCACCAUCUUUUCCCAACCUGCAGCUGAGCUUACCCAGGCAAGUGGGUAACUCCAAGGCAAAUGUAGCUGCACUGAACAAACAGGUGGGAAAAGCAUGAAGGAGGAUGGUUGUGUUCAUGGAUCUAUCCCCAAAAAACAGGAAUCCUACCAAAGUACUUGAUUACUCAAAGUACUCAGUACCUAAUUAUCUGUUCAGAGCCAAGGGGAAUUAACAGAGGGUUUGUAAUUGAGAUACAGUUUGUGGAUUGGUUUGCAAUUAGGCAGCACAGCUCUGCACUGCUCAUUAUCAUGGUUUUAACAUCACAAUUUAACCCUGGGUUAAUAAUCUUUCUGAUGUAGUUGGUUACAUUCUGUUUGCAAGGACAGUUCUCUGUUGCCUAACACUGCAUCUCACUGGCAGGAGCUACUACAUGAAGUAAAGCUCAUGAAAUCUUGAAAAAUAUCUUGCCUGCUUCCCAAGUGCAUAUACCAGCUGAAUGUCCACUGUGCAGAACUAUAUUAAUCUAGUAUUUUUAAUCCUCAGGGAGACUUGCAGAAGGUCACACUGUGAGACCUCUGUUCUCUCAACUCUUAGGUUCAUGCUGUAAUAGUCAGGCUAUGUUCCUCUCCUUAAACAUAAGAGUUAAAUUAUCUUUGGGGUUUUUUUUUGUUGUGUUUUUUUUUUUUUACUUCUAUUACUCCUUUCAAGGAAUGAAGACACCUGGAGUUACAGAAAGGUCUAGUAGGGUUUUUGUAGUUUGUGUUUGCUUUUGAAAACUUACAUGAUGUUAAGGUCAGUAAAGCAGAUGCAUCUUGUAUGCAGAAAAUAAAAUAUGUUGUGAAGUAUAAA